Molecule: messenger RNA, 3303 nt
Organism: Plasmodium coatneyi
Lineage: Eukaryota; Apicomplexa; Aconoidasida; Haemosporida; Plasmodiidae
Product: AAA family ATPase
Exons: 1
Coding region: 1-3303 (1100 amino acids)
Biological process (GO): proteolysis
Cellular component (GO): chloroplast thylakoid
Molecular function (GO): ATP hydrolysis activity; ATP binding; ATP-dependent peptidase activity
Source: RefSeq, a predicted model, not a curated record
AUGAAGGGGCGCAACGAACGCAAAACGAACAUCGAACAGGUGAUGAGCGAUUACCUAAUCAACUUGAGUCACCUGUACAAAAACUCCCAAUCGCAGUCACACUCGUUAAGUGAUCAUGAGAACGGUGAGGGGAAGAUGCACAGGAUGAACAACCCCAGAACGGAACUCCUAAAGCAGGAAACCCUGCUCAUGGGCAAGAAGGACAACAGUAACAGCAGCAGUAGUAGCGCCAGUACGAGUGACGAGGUCUUAUCAGAUAGUGCCAGGAGCAAGUCCACUUACUACGACAAAAUGUUGAAUACCAUCUUCCCCCCGAGGGAGAGAGAGAUCUACCUCCAGUUAAAAAAAAUACUCCAGACGCAGGAACAUUUUGCAGAUGUAGAGGCGAAUGAAUAUCUUUUUUGUUACCUGUUCGUACUGGCCGUUAAGAAUAUGUUCUACACGAUUAUCCUGCAGAGGAAGGUGGAGCAUCACGUGGGGCACGACCUCGGGCAGGAUGAUCCAGUUGAAUGUAAAGAGGAGGACCCAAUAGAGUGUAAUGAUGAACCGGUAGAAUGUAAUGAUGAACCAGUAGAGUGUAAUGGUGAUGAACCAGUAGGGUGUAAAGAGGAAGAACCAACUGAAUGUAAAAGGGAAGAUGAAGAUCUACCCAAAAGUGAGGAACAACCUGAAAAGGUAACAUCAGAAGAAGUACAACCUGAGAAGGUACCAACUGAAAAAGUCCAAACUGCAGAAGUGCAAAGUGAAAAAGAACAACCUGGACAAGUCGAACCCACAGGGCCAAACGCGCAGAAGACAAAAACGGAAGGUCAACGCCCAGACGAGGAGAUCCUACCGAAUAACUUGGACAACAUCGGGAAGAACUACAUUUACCCCCUCUUCGAGGCGCUGAAAAAGAACAAGUCCUACUGGUUGAUCCCACUGAGCGUACUAUCGUGUGGAUACCUGUACUACAAAAUGAAGGGGAGAGUAGCGGCCUGCAUAAACAACUACUACCUUAACGUAACAAAGUACUUGAGCAGCACCUUCCUGUCUCCGUGGGGCACCCCCGACGCAGCAAUUUCCAAAGAUUACAACCACUUCUUUCACAACGUAAACAAGAACAACGUUAAAACGAUUCUGUUUAACCCCUCCAACAACACAUUCACAUAUAUAUUAGGCAAAGCGACUCUCCCCAAGGGGAGCACAAACAUGAGCAUAUUUAACUCAAGCAAGAUGGUAAAUAGUUCACCCCCAUCCACAGAGGAAGACGCUAAUAACGUGUAUACCAUCUUUUACAAUGACUACAUAAUGAAGUUUUUACUAAAAAAUAAAUUUUACGAAAAUGUAGAGAUAAAAUUGGACGAGAAAAUGAUGAAAUUAUCCUUCUUAGAAAUUAUUAGAAAAAAUCUGUUCGAUCUAGUUACGUAUAGCCUCUCUUUGGCGACUUUUUUCUAUUUCUAUGAGAGGAACCUCUCUGUUUCAUCCCCCUUUACAAGGACAGAUUGUUCCUCCCAGAGUGUAAACAAGGAUAACUCCCUUAGUAAUAUUAUUCUGAACGACAAAACGAAGAAGGACAUUAAGGGCGUUUUAUUUUUUCUCUUAUUUUCGAGUAUGUUCCCAGAGAAUUAUAACCUAUCUGGAUAUAAUACCAUUUUAUUCACUGGAGAGACAGGUACAGGGAAGAGUUUGUUAGCCAAAGCUAUUGCUAGAGAGCUGGACGUAGAGUUCAUUCACGUGUCGGGGUCGACCUUCAUAGAGUUAUACAUUGGCAACGGGGCAUCCAAAUUGAGGAGCCACUUUAGGAGGGCAAAACGUAAUUCUAGAUCCGUGCUGCUCUUCAUUGACGAGAUAGAUAGCAUUGGCUUAAGUAGAUCUAUGAACAACGAGGGGGGCAACAACGCCAACCAUGAAUACACGCAAACCUUGAACCAGCUGUUAAUAGAAAUAGAUUCUUUGCAUGAGUACAACCGGGAGCAGUUCCACAUAGCAUCGCGGGGGCACAAUAAAGGGAACUUCCUCUCCACCGUGAGGAGAACCCUCAUGGAGGUUAUCACGCCGGAAGCGGAGUCUGCAGACGCGCAAAGCGAGUGUGGAAGUACAGAUCGUGGGAAGAGGCCGACCGGAGGCGAUCACUACAGUUGUGGUCGCCCACCUGGAUCACGGGACGGGUACGAAAUUAUGCAGUACUACCUGAACAACGACCUGACCCUGCAGGAGGUGGAGGAGAUCUUCAACCUGAGGAAGCACCGCACGGGCAAGUUUAUCCUCUUCAUCGGGGCUACUAACCGGUACAGGAUGUUGGACUCCGCACUGGUCCGAUCCAAGCGGUUCGACAAGGUCAUUCACUUCCACCUUCCCAACCUGUUCACGCGCCGAAGGUUAUUCGAGUUUUACGUGGAAAAGUACACACGGGGGGCACCCCCCACCAUGAAGCGGUUUCCCAUGCAGAGGGGGUUACCCCCACGCAGAACGCCACUCACCUCGACAACGCCGUUGUCCCCCCUGCAGUACGCCCCCUUCAGACACAAAUUCAGCAGCCACUUCAAUGCACUCCACCCCGGGGCCACGGAUAAGUACGAAUACCUAUUAAAAUCGCUCAGGAGGGGGAGGUCAGUAUCCAACGCAAGGGGUACCAGUAGGAAAGACAAUGGUGAUAUGCUUAAUGGGGACUACCUUGGUGCUUCGCAUAGCCCCGUCGAUACGUUAUCGCUGUCCGUCCUGACGACCCUGUUCAACUGCGCCGACAUAGACGAGAUAGUGCACUCGGUGCAAAUGAAGAAUCUCACACAGAGCAAUCUCCACCCACAAGGUCACAACAUUAAUAGUGCCCUCUUCGAAGUGGUGGACUCCACCCUAUUUAACAAAUUCACCUACGAUAAUCACGGAGAGAAGCUCAGCACUCAGGGAAAUAAAACCGAGACGAGUGACACCAAAGGAUCCACAAGCAUCAAAUUCAGUGGAAACAACUGGUGCACCGAUGGAGAUUACGAGGAGUACCUAUCCAAGUUUAUUCAUUUCUGCAACGAAGAAUUAGAAAAACGGAUAAACGAUGAGGAGAGAAGGAGGAAGAACCAUAGGAGAGCGGGACACUCUCCUGGGGAUAAACUCACAUUCGAAGACUUACUCUUUUUUAAUGACUUACAAAAAAUGAAGACAAAGAUUUGGCGAGACGAGGACAUGAAUUUUAUCCUUCAGAACGGCUUUUGCGUGAACAGCGGUUUCUUCCCCCCCGGUAGGAGCUACCACCUCUACCUUCUGUGGAAGUCCAUCGAGAGCUUUUACGUGGCCCUCCAUUCGAGUUGCCGCCGGGCCACCUGCUAG